Ceutorhynchus assimilis (cabbage seed weevil) is the source of this 1471-nucleotide messenger RNA. The record is from the annotation of a GenBank genome assembly. Lineage: Eukaryota; Metazoa; Arthropoda; Insecta; Coleoptera; Curculionidae.
AACCGGACCUUGACUAACUGGAUUUUACAGAAUCUCCUCGGGUCAUCAAGUCCAAUAAACAAUUUUUAGUUUAGACGUGAUUUGUUUACAGAAUGUUGCUGCGUUAUUUCCUAUUAGGUUUGUGUGUUAAAUUAAUAUGUACGAGUAACAAUACCAGUGAAAAUAUACCAGACGAAUAUAUCGAGGAGGAUUCUUUUUACCCACCUUUUGAAUGGUCUGAUACUUUUGACUGGAAAGUUUUGACGAUUCUCUCUCAACAAUCAGAAAAUGUUCUAUUUUCUCCCACAAGCCUAAAACUAGUAUUGGGAAUAUUAUAUGAAGCAUCCAGUGGAAAAACCCAAAAAGAAUUUGAAAAUGCGUUGCAAUAUUUAUCCAAAGAAAGUGUCCGCAAUAAAACCAAAGAUACUAUUGAAUCUCUACAUGUGAGUCCAGAAAGUAGAAAUAUAUUAAAGUUCAAUACCAAAUUAUAUUUGGAUUCAAGGCUCAAGAUAAAAGAGUUAUUUGCCAAACGAAUAAAAGAAUAUUAUGAAACCAAUGUGGAAUGCACAAAUUUCACUGAAGCCGAGAUGUCAGCCAAUAAAAUUAAUUCUUGGGCUUCUGAAUCGACACUGGGUGCCUUAAAACAACUUGUUGUUCCAGAUGAUAUAAAAGAUAUGACAGCAUUAUUAGUUAAUGCAAUAUAUUUCAAAGGAUUUUGGAGGCACACAUUUCCCAAAAAUGAAACGCACAUUGCAGGAUUUUUUUCAGAUCCAGAGUCAAAAAUGGCUGUAUAUAUUCCUUAUAUGACAACCUCCAGCUCAUUUUAUUAUUUCAAAUCGCAACGGCUGGAAGCCAGAAUUUUACGAAUGCCUUAUAAGGGCAAUCAGUUUUCAAUGUUUUUCAUUUUACCAUUUUCGAAAGGAGGGCUUCCAAAUUUAAUAAAAAAUAUCAACUUGUUGACACUUCAUCGCGAGUUGUAUUAUCUUGCUAAAACCCCAGUCCUUGUCACCAUACCUAAGUUUUCUUUCAAACUAAAAGCUAGUUAUAAGGAUAUAUUAAAACAGUUUGAAUUUCGUGAAAUAUUUGAAAAUACUGCUAGUUUCCCUGGUAUAGCAGAAGGCAAUAGCUCAGUAUUGACGGAUGAGCUUAUUGUAUCAGAUAUAUUACAGUCAGCUAGCGUGGAUGUAGAUGAAGAAGGUAGUGAAACUUUUGCAGCAACAGAUGUUAUUAUCGGAAAUAAAAUCGGAGUACCAGAGAACGUAUUCAACGCGAGCCAUCCAUUUUUAUUUUUCAUUCAAGACGAUACCACUGGAACGAUUCUUUUCUUAGGCAAACUUUCAAAACCUACAAACCAGCAACUUGAAAUUAAAAAGACACCAGACAUACCAGAAGAUAUUAAAAAAGAGUUUCAGCAGACUUCAUCCCCUCCGACAAAAGAUCCUAUAGCAAUAAGAUAAUUUCUUGGCCUAAGUUAUGUCUGAAAUAUAUUUUA